GACAGUGAUGCGGUGCGACAACAAUCGUUGUGACCCGAUAAAUAAAUUAGUUUUUUAAUUUCAUUGAGCGUGGCGAAUUUAAAUAGAUGAGAAAAUUAGAUCCACAAGAGGCCUGGGGGGCUGAGAGAUUAGAAGCGCAAUUAGAAGCUGCCCGAGAUGGUCUUCGAGGACUCGACCGGAGUAUUCGGAAAAUCUUGGGCCGGGAUCUUCCCGACGGAGAAAAUGGUCCAAUACAACCGCCACCCAGACUAUCGCAAAAGAGGCCAUUGCAGGAAGACAGACGACGCGUUGUAUCAGAUUUUGUCAACAAUGAAGUACCUGGUGGUAAACGCAGAUGGCAAGGUUCGAACGGGGAACCAAAAACAGUUUUCAGUCGUUUAAGUGCACGUGUUCCUUCCAAUGCUGAUGAUAGCGCGGAUGAAGAUGACACCAUUAUCAAGCCAGCCGUAUCUUCACGAGUGAUAGCAACACCACGAGAAAUUCCAUCUCGACAGGAAGUGAUCAGGCGGGAAAGAACAGACGAACGUAGUCGACAAAGGAAUAAACGAAUGUUUGGCGCCCUUUUAGGUACGCUACAAAAAUUUCGUCAAGAGGAAACUAAACUUAAAGCAAAGGAAGAUAAGAAGGCGGAAGUAGAAGCAAGAGUAGAGGAGGCUCGAAGGAGGGAAAAGGAAGAAUUACGAAGGGAAAGGCAACAACUGUUUUUGUCACGCAAACGGCAAUUAGCAGAGGUACGAGCGUUAGAGGCAAAGUUGGCGCGUAGCCGACAAUUUCAAGAUUGGCGUGCUGCACAGUUGCCACUUGCGUCGUUUAUAAAAACGCGAGCACAACCUCCUAUUUAUUACGCACCGAAGCGUAAACAUCCACAGACCGACAUCCUUCUGGCUCAGUCCGCGAAAGAACUUCACGAGGAAAUUGAAAGAAGGGAAAAAGCAUUGGUCGAAGAACUCGAAUUAAUAGAGGUGCAAGUAGGCCUUGGGAAGCAUCAACAGAAUUUCGAUGGAUCCGCAUCGCUAAACACGUCAGCGGAAGUCCAGCAAUCGGUAGAAGAAGGAGAGGAGAAUCGUGAUCCGAAUCCGGAAAAGACUUCAGAAUCAGAAACGAACGAAGCAGUUGACGUUUCGGUGAAACCCGAGAAGGACGAGAACUGCGAUAAGACGAAAGAGAUUGAAAAGUCGGAGGAAGUACAAGUAGAUGAAGUGAAGGAUGAGAAUAAUGGCUAGUAUUAAAUGUACUUACAGUGACUGUACAUAUUACGUACAUUGGAUGGUCCAACGAGAAAGGAAACGGAGUAUUUCUUACUCUAUACUUUACGCGUGUGGAUAAAUUUUACAAUUUUUGAGAGAAUUUCACUUUCUACUUGCUCUCAUACGGAUACAAAUUCAUUCCCUUCGUCGGACUGCAUACUUAUUUCUUCAUCAAGGGUCAAUCGACCGGUGUCGUUUAAACUUUCCGUACAAGUAAAAGAUUAGUUGCAGUUUAUCGAAAUCCCAUAUUUUUUAAAUGUUACAUAUUUGUAUCAUGGCUAUUGUAUACCACUUAAGCGACUACUACCCUUCGAGUAGAACGGAAUAACACGGUGGAGAAGUAAGUAUGCUGAUAACAUACCGUAAGGUAAUUCGAAAUCUUUUUAGAUUGAAAAAAUUAUGUAUAAUAGUCUGUUCAUUGAUUCCUUUGUAUCAGUAUCUGUCUUUUAAUACAUAUGCGUGAAAGAAGAGCGUUAAAUAAACGAAUUUAAUGCUUUACGUGUGUGGUCAAAUAAAAUAUAUAAAUUUAAACCUCGAGCGUGUCUCCUGGUUACAUAGCAUAAUUCAAACUUUUAUGCAAAUUUGUAUAUCUCUGUUCUUUAAUUACUCAUGACAUAUAAAAACAAAAUUCAUUGCGUAUAAGUCUGAUAUUAAUCAAUGCGGGUAAAUAAACACGGGUAAUUUCCCUUCGUAGUAA
Colletes gigas is the source of this 1944-nucleotide messenger RNA. RefSeq names its product pinin (gene Pnn). Gene Ontology annotation, cellular component: catalytic step 2 spliceosome. The transcript is spliced from 5 exons. The record is from RefSeq and is a predicted model, not a curated record. The coding region runs from base 87 to 1223 and encodes 378 amino acids. NCBI's taxonomy places the organism in Eukaryota, Metazoa, Arthropoda, Insecta, Hymenoptera, Colletidae.